This is a messenger RNA of Arabidopsis thaliana (thale cress), 2732 nucleotides long. RefSeq names its product Pleckstrin homology (PH) domain-containing protein / lipid-binding START domain-containing protein. Gene Ontology annotation, cellular component: endoplasmic reticulum membrane; endosome membrane; plasma membrane. Lineage: Eukaryota; Viridiplantae; Streptophyta; Magnoliopsida; Brassicales; Brassicaceae. Bases 648 to 2540 code for a protein of 630 amino acids. The transcript is spliced from 21 exons. Gene Ontology annotation, molecular function: lipid binding. The record is from RefSeq and is marked reviewed.
UCUACUUGUUUUUAUUUAACUUUCGAUUUUUUUUUCUCUCUGUCAAAAGAUGAAUUUCGUUGUCGUUAGCAAAAAAAUAAUUUUUAUGGAAUUUCAAAACUUUUGAGACUCAUAAAUCUCUCCGGUUUGAAGCGAAGGAAUCUGAGAAUCUAACACCCAGAUUACGGUGCCGGUGAUCAAAUCAAGGCAUUGAUCUCCCCGGAAAUACAUUGAUUCCGAUUUGGAUCUAAGAUUCCUAUUUUUGUUGGGGACAUUGUGAGAGUAAGUGGCAAUAGAAAAUGUCUAAAGUUGUGUAUGAAGGAUGGAUGGUAAGGUAUGGAAGAAGAAAGAUCGGACGAUCGUAUAUUCAUAUGAGGUAUUUCGUGUUGGAGCCUCGUCUUUUGGCUUAUUACAAGAAGAAGCCUCAAGAUAAUCAGCUUCCUAUCAAGACGAUGGUUAUUGAUGGAAACUGUAGAGUUGAGGAUCGUGGCUUGAAGACACAUCAUGGACAUAUGGUUUAUGUGUUGUCUAUUUAUAACAAGAAAGAAAAGCACCACAGAAUCACGGUAUCUUGUGUUUUCUUUCUGAGAAUAGAUAGUAGUAGUUUUAUCUUGUUACUAUACAUUUUAAUGCUUCUUGUUAGUUUAUUUGGAGUAUGUUAUUGCUAGAUGGCAGCUUUCAACAUCCAGGAAGCUUUAAUGUGGAAGGAGAAAAUUGAGUGUGUCAUAGAUCAGCAUCAAGACUCCCUAGUUCCAAGUGGUCAGCAAUAUGUUUCUUUUGAAUAUAAACCUGGAAUGGACGCUGGAAGGACCGCUUCAUCUUCAGAUCAUGAAAGCCCGUUCAGUGCGCUGGAGGAUGAAAAUGACUCUCAGCGUGAUUUAUUAAGGAGGACAACUAUUGGAAAUGGCCCUCCAGAAUCUAUACUUGACUGGACUAAAGAGUUUGAUGCUGAGUUGUCAAACCAGAGUUCCAGCAACCAAGCGUUUUCGAGAAAACACUGGCGUCUCCUUCAGUGCCAAAAUGGUCUACGGAUUUUUGAAGAGCUACUUGAAGUUGAUUAUCUUCCAAGAAGCUGCAGCAGGGCUAUGAAGGCUGUUGGUGUUGUAGAGGCCACAUGUGAAGAGAUAUUCGAGCUUGUGAUGAGCAUGGAUGGCACUCGAUAUGAGUGGGACUGCAGUUUUCAUAAUGGAAGAUUAGUGGAAGAGGUCGAUGGUCACACAGCAAUACUCUAUCACAGACUUCUGCUCGACUGGUUUCCAAUGGUUGUAUGGCCUCGUGACCUCUGCUAUGUACGUUAUUGGCGACGUAAUGACGAUGGAAGUUAUGUGGUAUUGUUUCGUUCUAGGGAGCAUGAAAAUUGUGGUCCACAACCUGGAUUUGUGCGGGCUCAUCUUGAGAGUGGAGGAUUUAACAUCGCCCCACUAAAGCCCCGGAAUGGAAGGCCUAGGACACAAGUGCAACAUCUAAUACAAAUCGAUCUGAAAGGGUGGGGUUCAGGUUAUCUUCCAGCAUUUCAACAACAUUGUCUUCUUCAAAUGCUGAACAGUGUUUCUGGUUUGCGUGAGUGGUUCUCACAGACAGAUGAUAGAGGUCAACCGAUCAGGAUCCCUGUUAUGGUUAAUAUGGCAUCUUCUUCCUUAGCGUUGGGUAAAGGUGGAAAGCAUCACCAUAAGUCUUCCCUUUCUAUUGAUCAAACAAAUGGUGCCAGCAGAAACUCUGUGCUAAUGGAUGAAGACUCGGAUGACGAUGACGAGUUUCAGAUACCUGAUUCAGAACCAGAGCCUGAAACGAGUAAGCAGGAUCAGGAGACUGAUGCCAAGAAAACAGAGGAACCUGCUCUCAACAUUGAUCUGUCAUGUUUCUCGGGUAAUCUGCGACACGAUGAUAACGAAAAUGCCCGUAACUGCUGGAGGAUUUCUGAUGGGAACAACUUUAAAGUCCGUGGCAAGAGUUUCUGUGACGAUAAAAGGAAGAUUCCUGCUGGGAAGCAUCUAAUGGAUCUUGUCGCCGUCGAUUGGUUCAAAGACACUAAAAGAAUGGAUCAUGUGGUUAGACGCAAGGGCUGUGCUGCACAAGUUGCUGCAGAGAAAGGUCUUUUCUCAACGGUAGUAAAUGUUCAAGUUCCUGGAUCAACACACUAUAGUAUGGUAUUUUAUUUCGUGACUAAAGAACUUGUACCUGGAUCACUCUUCCAACGUUUUGUUGAUGGUGAUGACGAAUUUCGUAAUAGCAGGCUCAAGCUUAUACCUUUAGUCCCAAAGGGUUCAUGGAUAGUAAGGCAAAGCGUGGGAAGCACUCCGUGUCUCCUCGGGAAAGCAGUAGAUUGCAACUAUAUCCGUGGUCCAACAUACUUAGAAAUAGAUGUAGAUAUCGGCUCAUCCACAGUCGCAAAUGGAGUUCUUGGUCUUGUCAUCGGCGUAAUCACAUCUUUGGUUGUCGAAAUGGCUUUCCUUGUACAGGCGAAUACACCAGAAGAAUUGCCCGAGCGGCUUAUCGGGGCGGUGAGGGUUUCUCAUGUAGAGCUAUCAUCGGCUAUAGUUCCCAAUUUGGAUUCAGAUUAGUCCAUAAGCUCUCUCCUAACUCAAAAAAGCUUUACAUCAACUCCAUGUUUGGUCUCUCUAUUCUUUCUUUCGUUUUUAGAAUUAUUAUCAUUACCUUAUAGGGUCAUCUAAAACAAUUUUUGUAAAAUACAACACAUAUGCUAUUACCAAAUCAUUUUUCUAUUAUUUUUACUGAAUUUUGCUCAGAUUGCC